Messenger RNA from Rosa rugosa (rugosa rose), 1600 nucleotides. Its product is annotated as mitogen-activated protein kinase kinase kinase 18-like. The record is from RefSeq and is a predicted model, not a curated record. The coding region runs from base 83 to 1585 and encodes 500 amino acids. Gene Ontology annotation, biological process: protein phosphorylation. The transcript has a single exon. NCBI's taxonomy places the organism in Eukaryota, Viridiplantae, Streptophyta, Magnoliopsida, Rosales, Rosaceae. Gene Ontology annotation, molecular function: protein kinase activity; ATP binding.
GCGGAACCAUUUCAUAGCAAUUUCAAAACUACACAAACCAAUACCAACAAAACCCAAAGAAAAACCUCUCUCUCUAUAUGCCAUGGUGAUGGAGUGGACUAGAGGACCAACCAUCGGCCGUGGCUCCACCGCCACCGUCUCCCUAGCCACUGCAGUCCUCUCCGGUGAGGUCUUCGCGGUGAAGUCGGCUGAGCUUUCGCGGUCGUCGUUCCUGCGAAAGGAGCAGUGUUUUCUAUCUAAGCUGAGCUCUCCUCAUGUGGUCAAGUACUUGGGUUGUGAUGUUAGCACUGAACACAAUGAGCCUAUGUACAAUCUUUUCAUGGAGUACGUACCCGGCGGCACGCUUUCCGAUGCGAUUCGAAGACAUGGAAAGGAGCUCGAGGAGUGUAUGAUCCAAUCAUACACGCAUCAGAUUGUGCAGGGUUUGGAAUAUCUUCAUUCAAUUGGGUUGGCACAUUGUGACAUUAAGAGCCAGAACAUUUUGGUGUCUGAAGAGAGUGCCCAGAUCAAAAUUGCUGAUCUGGGUUGUGCUAAAUUGGUGCAUGAAGCAUCCACGUCGGCAUUUUCCGGCACGCCGGUGUUCAUGGCGCCGGAGGUGGCACGCGGAGAAGAGCAGGGUUUUGAAGCAGAUAUAUGGGCACUUGGCUGUACAUUGAUUGAAAUGGCCACAGGGGGCAAUAGCCCCUGGCCGGAGGUAAGUGACCCUGUUUCGGCUCUCUACCGGAUUGGAUUCUCCGGUGACUUGCCGGAGUUUCCGAGGUGGCUUUCGAAAGAGGGUAAGGAUUUCUUGAGCCAGUGUUUGACGACAUGCCCAAGAGAGAGGUGGACAGCUAAGAAGCUUCUUGAGCAUCCAUUUCUUAAAGACUACUCAAUGGGGUCUACGACUCUGAGCUCAUCUCCUAUUAGUGUGUUGGAUCAAGGCCUUUGGGAUUCAUUUGAAGUCUUUGAAGAAGCUCCUCAGAAUCAAGUUUGUGAAAGCAUUUGUUCCAGUUCUUCUCCGCAAGAAAGGAUCAAGAUGUUGAUCGGAGGUACUUGUUCUACAUUUUCAGGUAUACCCAAUUGGGAAUUUGAUGAGAAUUGGUGCACUGUUAGAAGCAAUGGUGCCGAGGAUAGCGAAGCCUUAUUGAAGAACAACAAUGUCAUUGUUGCUACUUCAGAGCAGGAAUAUAUGGCGGCAACUGUUGCAUCAGAUGAGAAGCUUCACAGUUCAAUGUGUGAUGAUGAAGAAGAUGAUGAUGAGGAAUUAGAUUCUGAAUGUUUUGUAGAGUCUAACAGUAGAAUUGGUAGUGAUGGAGAUUUUGUAAUUUCAUACAUUGUUACAGACGAUUCUUUCGUAAACAAUCUUGAUAUUGAACAAGAUACUCGGAAUUAUUCUUUUAUUCACUUCCAUUGUUAUCAUUCGUGUUUUGAUUUUUCUGGCCAAACUGUGGUGCUUAAGUUUCUCUUGUUAAUGUCUUCUCUGUUUUGUGUUAGUUUGGUACAAUGCCACAUGACAGAUCAAUUUCUCGAUCUACAGGGUAAAUGCAUAUAUGUGAAGGGCGAAAUGCCUUACUCGAGCAUAAGGAUAAAUGCUCUUAGCAACUAGAGUUACAAGUCUCCA